AUGACAUUCAAUGUCCUGCUUCCAAUUUUCCCGGGCUUCAAUACCCUCGAUGUCAAUGGGCCACUGGAAGUGCUCAAAAACUCUGGCUUACCGGAUGACACGUUCGAAGUUUGGGUGGCAUCUGCAACAGAGCUAACCCAGGCGUGCGAGGGAGUCCAAAUUCAGCGAAACAUCUCUUUCCAGGAUAUCCUCGACCCAAGCUCUAGAAUACCUAUACCUGUCAAGCUGUCAGACAUCGAUGCCUUGAUCAUCCCAGGAGCUCGGAGAUGGGGUAUUGACGACGUUUUGAACUCAGACGACGGUGGUGAGGGGCUACUCAAACUAAUCCGAGAAUAUGGAGAUUACGAGACCGAGACAAAACCUCGCUGGCUCAUCUCGAUCUGCACGGGUUCGGAAUUCCUAGGUAUCAAUGGUCUCCUCCAGGGAAAGCCUGCUACGACACAUUGGGCUGCCAUUCCAAAAUUGGAGGCUCUCAGCGAAAAAUAUGUCAAAACACAUCAGGAAGUUGAGAAGAUUGAUGUUCAGAGAAAACGGUUCAUCUACUCAGGACGUAGCAAGACUGGAGUCAACAUUGCCACCUCAGGCGGAAUCAGCUGCGGCAUAGAUUGUGUUCUCUGGUAUGUCUCCAUAGUCAUGGAUCUGGAGUCAGCAAAGAAGGUCGCGCAUUUCAUGGACUACCCUUGGGGCUUUGCAGAUGUUGAUUAUACCAAGGGCUAUGAAGUUUGA
Exophiala aquamarina CBS 119918 is the source of this 726-nucleotide messenger RNA. RefSeq lists its product as uncharacterized. The transcript has a single exon. NCBI's taxonomy places the organism in Eukaryota, Fungi, Ascomycota, Eurotiomycetes, Chaetothyriales, Herpotrichiellaceae. The coding region runs from base 1 to 726 and encodes 241 amino acids. The record is from RefSeq and is a predicted model, not a curated record.